AUGGACGAGCUGAUCACGCUGAUUCCUCGUGGCAGGGCCAGCAAUUUCACCUGGAGGGACAAGGAACCUCUGCACAGCAAAACUACUGCAGCAGCCAGCCAGCCCCAGCAGCCUCCAGCACCCCCUGCCAGCUGGAGCCUCUCCCCAAGGGCUGCCAGGCUCCAGGCACAGCAAGGGAAUGAGGAGGGGCAGGAGGAGCAGGGGCAGCAGGGGCUCAGCUUCAAAUGCCUCCGUUCUUUCCGACACAAGAUCAGUGAGGACAACUGGAGGAGGCCACAGGGCCCAAGCCUUGAGCCUGGCAGCGAGGAACCAGAGGAAAAGAAAAUAGCUCUGGAGCUGCUGGAGACAGAACAGGCUUAUGUCAAUCGCCUCCACCUCCUCGACCAGGUAUUCUAUACAGAGCUGAUGAGAGAAGCCAAAACUGGGAAGACUGUCCCAGAGGAGGUGGUGAAAAUGAUCUUUUCCAACAUCUCUUCCAUCUACCAGUUCCAUGCCAAUUUCUUCCUGCCAGAGCUGCGGAAACGCAUGGAAGAUUGGAACCGCAACCCCCGGAUUGGGGAUGUGAUCCAGAAACUCGCACCGUUCCUCAAGAUGUAUGGUGAAUACGUGAAGAACUUCGACAAGGCUGUGGAGCUCAUCACUGUCUGGUCAGAGAAAUCACCACCCUUCCAGGAGGUCAUUGCUGAUAUCCAGAAGAGGAAGGUCUGUGCUAACCUAACGCUGCAGCACCACAUGCUGGAACCUGUGCAGAGGAUCCCACGCUACGAACUCCUCCUGAAAGAUUAUGUCAGGAAACUCCCACCCAAGUCCCCUGACCGGGGUGAUGCUGAGAAGGCCCUGGAGAUGAUUUUUAUGGUGGCCAAGCACUCCAAUGCAGCUAUCGCCGAGAUGGAACGGCUGCAGAAUCUCUGGGUGGUCUAUCAGCGUCUGGGCCUUGAGAAUGACAUUGUGGAUCCCUCCAAUGAGCUGAUCAAGGAGGGACCCAUCCAAAAAAUCUCCACCCGCAACAACAGUACAUCGGAGAAGUACCUGUUCCUGUUCAACAACAUGCUCCUGUACUGCGUGCCCAAGGUCAUCCAGGUGGGCGCCGAGUUCCAGGUCCACCACCGCAUCGACGUCGACGGCAUGAAGGUGCGGGAGCUGAACGACACAGAGUUCCCUCACACCUUCCUGGUCUCGGGAAAGCAGAGGACACUGGAGCUGCAAGCUAGGUCUGGGGAGGAGAUGGACGCCUGGAUCAAGGCCUUCCAGGAUGCCAUUGACAGGAAGGAGAAGAGGAGUGAGACUUUUAAGACAGCAGUGCAUGGUCUGGACACAGACACCCCUGCAUUAAAGACAGAGGAGCUGGGCCGCCGAGCUCCACAGUGGGUGAGAGACAACCUGGUGACCAUGUGCAUGCGCUGCAAGGAGCCCUUCAACGCCAUCACCCGCCGGAGACACCACUGCCGAGCCUGUGGAUAUGUGGUUUGUGCUCGCUGCUCUGACUACAAGGCAGAGCUGCAGUAUGAUGGGAACCGCCUGAGCCGUGUCUGCCAGGAGUGUUACGUCUUCCUGACAGGCCACGUGGUGGUUGAGGACCGGGAAGAGAAGCACAAAGGCAUCCUGGAGAAAGGAGCUGCAGAGGUAUCAAGCAGGAGUUUGCUCUGCAGUUCCCUGCAGCUGCUGGACAAGAAUGGCAAGGGAGGCACGAGGGGCUGGUUUGUGAUCCCACAGGAUGAUCCCCUCGUGCUGUAUGUCUAUGCAGCCCCCCAGGAUGUCCGUGCCCACACCUCCAUCCCCCUGCUGGGCUACCAGGUGAGGGACCCCCGCCACCCCUUCCAGCUGGCACAGUCCCGGCAGGUGUACACCUUUGUGGCUGAUACUGCCGAGCUGAAACAGCGCUGGAUGAGAGCCAUGACACGUGCUGCCAUGGGCAUCACAGACCUGGAGGAGGAGGAGGAGGAGGAUGCAGACCCGUGUGACGGAGCAGAGUGA
This is a messenger RNA of Acanthisitta chloris (rifleman), 1974 nucleotides long. It is a transcript of the gene FGD2, whose product is annotated as FYVE, RhoGEF and PH domain containing 2. Gene Ontology annotation, molecular function: metal ion binding; guanyl-nucleotide exchange factor activity. NCBI's taxonomy places the organism in Eukaryota, Metazoa, Chordata, Aves, Passeriformes, Acanthisittidae. The transcript is spliced from 15 exons. The coding region runs from base 1 to 1974 and encodes 657 amino acids. The record is from RefSeq and is a predicted model, not a curated record. Gene Ontology annotation, cellular component: cytoplasm. Gene Ontology annotation, biological process: filopodium assembly; cytoskeleton organization.